UUUAGAUAACCCGCCCAAAAAAAGUAGAAAAAGUAGACUUAAAGCCCGUGUUGAGGCACUGCGAAAUAGUUUGAAAGGUGAAUCCAGUAGUGACGAAGAAUCGCUAAAGUCUUCAAAUUCGUCUUCAAUGAUUCGGUUUAGAAGUGACGAUUCAUUAAUGCGAUCAAGAGACAGCUCAGCAAAAUCUAGAAGUGCAAGAAACGAACGUUAUAUUAAAAGAUUAUCAAGAGAUGAAGAAAAUCAACUUAAUAAGGAAGCUGAACUACUUCAACAGGGUUAUUCAAAAGCUGAAGUUGAAAUGUUAACUCGUACGCCCACAAGUCAGAGCAGUGGCUACGGAACAUGCAAACGUGAACCUGUCCACAACUUACAAACUGAUCACAACAUUAUUCCGAAUGACAUAAAACGAAGAUCAUUGAGAACGGAAUCAGUUUCAUCAUUCCCGUCUAAUCAAAGCUAUGCGUCAUCCAUCAAUUUUAAUGCAAAAGUUAACAACGAACGUAUCAACUACUCUAUCAAGUGUCCUAAUAAUAAUGUUCACCAUAGGGAUGUACUCCAUAAUAACAGAGAAAGAACCCCUUCCAGUCAAUAUGAGAAUCCCGAUAGCAUUAUGUGUGUUAAAUUUCCUCUAGGAAACGUAAAUAAUAUUAAACCAGAAGACAAAGCUCCACCUGUUCCACCUCCUCGUGAUAUGCAACGAAAAGUGGUUAACCCUAUAUCUAUGUAUUAUGAAAAUAAUUCGCACGGUGGCAACAGAACUAACUCUAACCAAAGUCUUUUACAUGGAGUACCCAAUAACGAUUUCGAAAGAAUAAUGCGUCGGAGCCAAGAACGCUCUGUUGUUCCAGGGUUAAAUGGACUCAGACGACCAUUAUCUAACUCAGAAGAUCAUAUAGCAAUGCAAAGCAAUUAUCACUUACAAAAUUAUAAUUAUCGAAAUGAACAACCACGAAGGCCUGCUUCAGUAUCAGCAGAACCUAAUCAUUAUGGUAUGUAUAUUAAUAGUCCUACGUGGAAAAAGAGAUUAGAGCCAAGUGUGACAAAAAAGCCUGAUCCAACUCUUAAACAAGACUAUUUAUAUUACGCAGAUCAAAGUCCCAGAUCUAGACGACCCAUUAACAUACAAAAUGGUAUUGAACAUCAAUAUUUAAGUGAUUCUCAAACAACAUCCAAUAUGACGGAUCAAGUAUUAUAUAGAAGGCCUCGAAAUGCAUCAGAUUUUUGGAAAAAAAUCGAUGACGCGGAAAAACAACGAAAACAACAAAUGUACUCCAAUUUGAGAGCUAAGAGCGAAUAUUCAAGUUCGGCGCAUAUUAAUAAAGCUUUAUUAGAUCAAAACAAGACAAAAGACAAUCUUAGUAGUAAAAAUGAUGGAAAAGCAAUAAUUUCAAAUGUUAUUGCACCAUCAGACUCUAAGGUAUGGCAAGCAACUACAGAAUAUAAACGCUCUGUAACGGUAGAACCUCCAAAAUCUUCCACUUCGCCAAAAACACACACACGACACAAAUCCGAUACAUUUAUACAAAAUAGUUAUCAAGUUCCGUCAGACGAAGACGGAUCAGAACGAAGGAAAUCUACAAACCUUGACGAUGCUCUUAAUGAAUUGGAAGCAAUUUAUAAUAGUCUUGGAUUAGGAGAUGAAGAUUUAUUAGACAGAGCUGAGAGAAGAGAAUUAAUGACUCCAAAAACGAAUGAUUGUUGUAACGAUUGGAACGGUAAUGAUGACGAUAUUCAACUUCGGAGUCAACCUUCCACUCCUUUGAGAAGAAUAAGUCGAAGGUCUACAUUACCCGAUAAACUUCAAGAUGAUAUGGCUUUCCGACGCAUGAAUUCUUUAACAAACAAAGAAAAAUCUAAUUCUCAAGCGAGAGAUUCUCAAGCGCAAAUUAGCUACAUGUUGGCAUCACCUAUUCACAUAACCACCAUUCGGCAUUCCAGUUGGCCCCGUAUCCCCCCAGCUCCACAAAGCGACUAUUUACACGCAACACCAGAAAAUAGAGGGAGGUUUCGUUUCAUACCGAAGAAGUCACCAGAUAUUGUUGCUGAUGAUUUGGCUUAUCGUAGCUUACGCAAAGAUAACAGACAAUCUACUUUGUUUAACGGGAAUGAUUAUAAUGGUGUUGUGAACAAUAACUAUACAGAGUUUCCGUUUAAUAAGGAAUCAGGUAGCAACGUAAGAAAAAAACGUGCUGUUAGAUCAUUAUCUGCAAAUAUAUUUACAGUGAUGCAAAAGGAAAUUGACGAUGCAAUAAACAUGUCAAAGACUUCUAGAUUACAGAAAACAUACAGUAAUAGCGACGUGAUAAGGCGUCUCCGAGAAACCUUUGAAAACAACGACACGCAGCGUGAUUGUUAUCCACGUAAUAAGGUAAAACAAAGACAUAAUACUGUUAAUUUAUAUCCUAAUAAUUCGCACAUACCCAUUCACCACUUUGCAAAAGAUGAUUCAUUCGUUCACAGUGAAAAUAAAUAUCUUGCUAGAUCAUCAUCUUGUGAUAAGUCCACGACAUCCUCACCAUCAAAAAAAUCACCACAAACAUCAAAACGAUCAUCUAAAGAUGAAUUUCAACAAGUCCUUAGUAUGCUAGCUCAAGAAGCAAUGGAUACAAGCAACAAACUUGGUGUAGCAUUAGCAGAAUUAGACAAAAAUAGAAAUAAAAAUGAUUUAUCUAUUACACAAAAUAAGAUUUCUCAUAGUAGAGCCGAUUUCUUGAAUGCUAUAACAAAUUGUACCACAGAAGAAACUAAUCUAGAAUCUGGUAGAAGAGAAAUAAAUAUGAAAGAUGUAGGCAUCCCAAACGCUCUUACUACGAGUGAAGACACCGAUUCUAAAGCAAAGAAGACGGAAGAUAGCUUAAUAGAAAUAUCUAAUCAGUUACAUAAAGUUGAAAAUCAGCUUAAACAUAGUAAUGAAAAAGAGCGAAACUUUGACGAUCAAAGUAUAGGAUACUCUACGUACCUAUAUUAAUGAUUCUGAAAAAACAUUGGGUACUGAAACUACGCAUAUAGAAGACGCUAAAUCUAUACCAGGUGUUGUAUCUCAUUCAUUACAAAAUGACGCAGCUUUUGUCGAUGGUAUAAAAGAUUCUAAACCGGAACCUGAAUUA
Messenger RNA from Pieris napi, 3107 nucleotides. RefSeq lists its product as uncharacterized. The transcript has a single exon. NCBI's taxonomy places the organism in Eukaryota, Metazoa, Arthropoda, Insecta, Lepidoptera, Pieridae. Bases 128 to 2968 code for a protein of 946 amino acids. The record is from RefSeq and is a predicted model, not a curated record.